AUGGCGGACCCCCCAGAGCCCCUUCCAGCGCCGAGCUACUGCAAGAAGAUGUUGGGUGCCGGAGAGGAUGCUCCAGCAAGGGUAUUGAUGGUCCACAGCCUGUCCAGCUUCGUCGGUGCCUUUAUGGGGAUGUGUGCCAUAGGCUUACUUCACAAGUACGUCAUGAUGCCAUAUGCCAGUAUGGUCCUCCUUGUGGGAUCCUUCGGGGCCAUGUCGGUGAUUAUCUUCAGCGGCUACAAGACGGCGGCAGCCCAGCCCAAAAAUGUGAUCCUGGGCAACACCCUAGGCGGCCUGGUGGGCGUGGUAGUUUGCAACGUGAUGACUCAGCUGGGCCUUGAGAAGUUGCUGUGGCUGAGUGCCGCUAUCUCCGUUUCCCUGACCAUCUUGGCCCAGGAGGUGACAAGGUCAGUUCAUCCACCAGGCGGUGCGACAGCCCUGCUUUACGUUCUGACACCGGCUGCGCAGGAUAUGGGCUACUGGUUCAUUUUUUGCCCCUCUUUCCUCGGUGCAGUCAUCCUCGUGGCCGUGGGCUGCGUGACCAACAACCUCGCAGAGGAUCGCAUCUAUCCGCAGUAUUGGUGGCCAUGGCCCUCCGCACCUUCCCAACAAGCCUCAGACCAGAAGGGCCCGGACAGCAGCGACAGUGAGCAAGAGACGGCGAGAGUGAGCAAGAUCCGUUGCUACUUCAGGAAGUUCCUGGGAGCAGGGGCUGCGCCCCUUCCGACCGCUUCCCCACCCUUGAACCAGACAUGGUGCAGUUUGCUGGGCUCCUUCCUUGCCAUCGCUUCCCUCGGACUGCUGGAAGAACAUCUGAUCAUCCCUCAGGUGCAAGACGCCCUGAGGUUGAUGGUGGCUGCUUUCGGCGCAAUGUCGGUCCUUAUUUUCUCUGCAUGGAGCACGCCCUACGCUCAGCCGAAAAAUGCAAUCGUCGGCAAUACCAUUGGCGGCUUCGUGGGGGUGGCAGUCUACCACUUGUUUCUACUGGCAGGCAUCGAGGAGUGUGUCGGUGUGGGCGCAGCUCUCUGCGUCUCCUUGACCAUCUUUCUGCAGGAGCUUACGAACAGUGUGCAUCCACCGGGUGGGGCCACUGCGCUUCUGUACGUGACCGUGUCCCUCCUCCAGAAGUCUGCAUGGAUGUAUAUCUUUACCCCAGCCUUCCUUGGCUCUGUGAUUCUAGUUCUCAUUGGUUGCCUUACUAACAACCUCGCUGCCAAACGUCACUAUCCUCAGUUUUGGUUCGCUUUCAAGCAUUUAUCACGUGGUCAUUGCUUCUUGAAAACUUAA
This is a messenger RNA of Symbiodinium sp. CCMP2456, 1284 nucleotides long. The record is from the annotation of a GenBank genome assembly. NCBI's taxonomy places the organism in Eukaryota, Dinophyceae, Suessiales, Symbiodiniaceae.